CAGUAGUCUCGCCCACGCCAAUUUUGAAGCGAGGGUAUAUACCAAAAACAAAUGUUUAUGAUCUCACUAUAGAAAAAGUUACUUUGGCUCCAGAUGGAUUUACUCGUCAAUUAUCAACCAUUAAUGGUCAAUAUCCUGGACCAGUUCUAGAAGCUAACAAAGGAGAUCGUAUUGUAUUGAAUAUUCAUAACAAAUUGGGAGAGCCAACAGCUAUUCAUGGACAUGGGAUGCUUCAAAGAGGGACUCCUUGGUUCGAUGGAGUACCAUGGAUGGCUCAAUGCGUUAUACCAGACAAUUUUUCAUUCACCUACAAUUUCACAGUUCCCGAAGAAGCCGGCACUCAUUGGUAUCAUGCGCAUGAAACGCUGCAAUAUGUUGAUGGAGCUUUUGUUAUUCACGAUCCUGAUGAUCCGUUUAAAUCGGAAUAUGAUGAGGAAAUUAUUGUCAUGUUGAAUGAUUAUUAUCACACCAAUGCGCAGGUUUUAUUAAAACAGUUCUUAACUCCAGAAAGUCACGGAGUAGAGACGAUUCCUACACCUACAGUUCCCAAUAACGGUUUGAUCAAUGGAAAACAUAAUUUCGAUUGCUCCAAGGCCCCGUCGGGUUCUAAAUGUGUGGACAAUGCCGGUCUUGCUAAAUUUGAAUUUGUUCAAAAUAAAAAAUAUCGCCUUCGUAUCAUUAAUACCAGCGGCUUUUCAUCAUUCUUAUUUUCCAUUGAUAAUCAUGAAAUGGAAGUGAUAGAAGCAGACGGUUCAUAUACUAAACCAAAUAAAAUCCAUCGUCUUCCCAUCAAUGUCGCUCAAAGAUAUUCUGUUAUUGUUACCGCAAACCAACCUGUCGAUAAUUAUGUAAUGCGUUCUGAAUUCCAAAAGAACUGCAUGCCAGAGGCUGCAGCUAGUCUUCCUACUAUUAAAGCUAUAGUACAUUAUGAAGGUGCCCCCGACAAUCCUGAGCCAAAAGAUAAUCCAUGGUCAGAUUCCGUGGCAGAAUGUGUUGAUCUUGAUCACAAGACCCUACAACCACUUAAGGAAGAAAAGAUUCCCGAAUCAACGAAAAAAUUGGAACUCAGUAUUGCUUUUCAUGAGAACAAAACAGGAGUUGUUAAAGCUUUCCUCGGUGGAUCUACUUAUAUACCCGAUAUAAAUUUCCCGACUUUAGAUAAAAUCUUUAAACAUAAACAAUCUUACGACCGUAGUGCAAAUGCUUAUGUUUUUGAUAAAGAUGGAGAAGUAGUUGAUAUUUACUUUAUCAACACUGACGAUGACGAACAUCCGUUUCACAUUCAUGGAUACCAAUUCUGGGUACUUGGAACCGGAAAUGGAACUAAAGUUAAUGAAGAUGAUUUGAAUACACAUAAUCCGAUCAAGCGUGAUACUGCAACAAUACCUGGCUUAGGGUGGAUUGCCAUCAGAUUUGUUUCCGACAAUCCCGGAUGGCAUUUGGAAUCUGGUCUUUUGAUGCAGUUGGUUACACUUCCAGACGAAAUCUUAAAAAUGCACCCUCCGAAAGAAUGGACCGAAUUAUGUGAUUUAGGUGAACGAUAG
Messenger RNA from Acaulospora morrowiae, 1544 nucleotides. The record is from the annotation of a GenBank genome assembly. NCBI's taxonomy places the organism in Eukaryota, Fungi, Glomeromycota, Glomeromycetes, Diversisporales, Acaulosporaceae.